Caenorhabditis remanei is the source of this 1143-nucleotide messenger RNA. RefSeq lists its product as uncharacterized. The transcript is spliced from 5 exons. Gene Ontology annotation, cellular component: nucleus. Bases 1 to 1143 code for a protein of 380 amino acids. NCBI's taxonomy places the organism in Eukaryota, Metazoa, Nematoda, Chromadorea, Rhabditida, Rhabditidae. The record is from RefSeq and is a predicted model, not a curated record. Gene Ontology annotation, biological process: regulation of transcription by RNA polymerase II. Gene Ontology annotation, molecular function: zinc ion binding; sequence-specific DNA binding; DNA-binding transcription factor activity.
AUGAGAACCCCGAAACAAAAAUCGAAAUGCGCGAUUUGUCUAGAAGACGGAGAUGGAUUUCAUUUUGGAGCCGAGGCUUGCAAAGCCUGCGCCGCAUUCUUCCGUCGGAGUGUCACACAAAAGAAAAUGUAUAUUUGUCGAGGAGCAAAUGAUUGUGAUAUUGCAGCUAACAUCCGUUGCAUGUGCCGGGCGUGUCGUUACUCUAAGUGCCUCAAGGUUGGAAUGAAUCCUAUGGGUGUCCAAGUCAAACCUGAGCCCACUGAACUCCAAGAGCCCUCAUUUGAAUCCAUCCAACCAUCCACCAGCUCUACCACCCGCGCAUCCCUACUGACCCUCACCCUCCCAACAUCUUUCAAUGACUGUAUGCCACUCCUAUCCAGAAUGAGAUCAAACUACCAAAAACUAUGCGAUGCCCGAAUUGUGAUUCACAGGGAGGAGGGACAGAGUUUGUUUGAGGAGAAGGCUCCAAGAGCGAUAAAUUACAUGGAAUCGGUGAAUCAAGGGAUGAAGGAUGUUGGAUUGACAGCUGAUUGGAUCUCAUGGUGUUUCGAGGAUUUUGUGAAGUUACCGAUCGAUCAGAAGAACGCCCUAUUCCGCAACUUCUACACACCGUACCACAUGCUAGAAGGAAGCUUUCUAAGCCAUUUGAAAAAUGACCCGUUCAAGGUGAUACUCCCAUCAGGGGACUACAUUGAUAUGCAUCAUCUGGAAUUAUUCUAUAAGAGCGUAGAAGUUCCCCAACCAUUGGAUAAGGAGCAGAUUGAGAAGUUGUUCAAGCCAUCAUUCGACAUGCACCGCAAAGCCCUUAUUCUUCCAAUGAUAGCUGAAGAUCUUGAUAUCUAUGAAUUCCUCGCAAUAUCCACUAUCCUUCUGUGGGAUACCGGACUGGAGAAUCUUACCGAGGAAUCUGCGAAGACUGGGAAGAGAAUCAAGGAUCAAGUGAUGACCGAACUAGCUUUCUAUAUGAAAAAUGUGAAGAAAAUCGAGGAGCCAUCGAUACGAGUCGCUACUAUUGUAAACUUCCUGCCUGCUGUGUAUAAGAGUGCUCGAAGGAUUCUAGAUGAUUUGGAGGUGACACGAGUAUUCAAUAUUUAUACAGCGACCAAAGAAUUUUAUGAUUUGAUAAAUGGAAAUUUUUGUUAA